Molecule: messenger RNA, 1257 nt
Organism: Fusarium tjaetaba
Lineage: Eukaryota; Fungi; Ascomycota; Sordariomycetes; Hypocreales; Nectriaceae
Exons: 2
Coding region: 1-1257 (418 amino acids)
Source: RefSeq, a predicted model, not a curated record
AUGGAGCUAUCACCUCAUUGCGCAUUCAAGACACCAGAUCAUCUUCUGUGCAUAUAUGAGCUGGAAAAACGACAGGAAGCAGCAAUCCAGCUCGAGAGCUAUAUCGAACGAGAGGUGUCAGAUUUUCGCCUUCGCGCAGAAGAUGUUUCAACUAUUUUGAUGGCACCUAUUGAGCAUUUUGAGCCUGGCAAUGUGUUUUCAGUGCAUCGUUUCGCACGCAACGGCAUUACACACUAUCCGACCCUAGGAUUAUAUAUGAAACGGUAUCUUGAUGGUAUUGCAUCAUUGUGCAAGCACUACCUAGUCCAUCAGGGCGAAGAAAACACCAUCGAUCCAAAGACAGGACAAUCGGUAAUCCGGAUAUCAAAACCAUCGCCAGAGCUUCAAGAUCACGUUCCAGCGAAGUCAGGGACUUCGGAAUCUGAUAGCGAACCGGACCCUGAUAUGAAUUUUACCUGGGACACGCCCACUUUCAGAACUAAUCUCAAACUCGAUGAUCAUGUUCGCGACAGAGAAGAAGAAGCUAAAUGCCUGGAACGCGACGGCAAAGCCUGUGUUGUGCUUGGCACAGAAAAUCCAAUGGUCAGCCACAUCAUUCCAUAUACCUGGAACGACACCAAGGAGCAUAACAACACGACUGGAGAUAUCAAGAUGCGCGCCCCUGGCUUAUUCAGACUUAAUAUCAACGGUGCCGCUAGUUACGUCUGCAAUCCACACGAGCUGGGUGGCACUGAUAAAGUAUGGAACAUGAUGUGCCUUCAUCCCAAGUUGCACAAGCUGUGGGCUAAAGGCUACUGCGCAUUUAAGCACAUCUGCACCAAGCAUUGCGAUGAGAACAAAUCAAAAGUCACCUUGCAGUUCCGAUGGAUGCCGCAAAUCAAGAAGCGUCUUGGUCAAGAGAUAGACGUCUAUGGCACCGGCCCAGGAAGUGACUGGCAACAGUGGAUCGAAGAGCUCAAUACGUUCCAUGAUCAAGGUAAUCCACCCCCGGCUCCCUGCCAAGAAGCACUUCGACAUCUCACCAAGUCCGGGGAUCCUCUACUCUCAGGACACCUCAUUCAUAUACACAUGCCAACAGACGACACAAAACGCUUCGGAGAGGUUAUCGACAUUCAGUGGGCAUGUAUCCUGUUCACUGCGUUAGUUGGCGCCGCAGGCAAUCCAGAAUUGCUUUCGAUGGACUCAGGUGAUAAGGCUAUGCAGUGGAUUCAGAGCCAGGCUAGGUGGGCUGAUGAACAUGAAUAUGAAUCUGACUGA